This is a messenger RNA of Lepus europaeus (European hare), 4019 nucleotides long. It is a transcript of the gene ZDHHC3, whose product is annotated as zinc finger DHHC-type palmitoyltransferase 3. Gene Ontology annotation, molecular function: protein-cysteine S-palmitoyltransferase activity. The record is from RefSeq and is a predicted model, not a curated record. Gene Ontology annotation, biological process: peptidyl-L-cysteine S-palmitoylation; protein targeting to membrane. The transcript has 9 exons. The coding region runs from base 216 to 1304 and encodes 362 amino acids. Lineage: Eukaryota; Metazoa; Chordata; Mammalia; Lagomorpha; Leporidae. Gene Ontology annotation, cellular component: endoplasmic reticulum; Golgi apparatus.
GCUCCAUGGGCUUCUCCUGCGCGCCGCCCGGUGUCUGGCCGACUCCAGGAAGCCGCGGCGCCUGGUGCCGGGGAGCCAUCGCCGCAGCCCGAGGCCGGGUCCCGGGUCGCGGACUGCAGAAGGAGGCGACGGCGACGGCGGCGGGAACCCUGCCGGGGGCCUGGGACUGGGGAACUGCCUCCGGCUUCACGAUGCCAGUAUGGACAGAAUAGCUUAUGAUGCUCAUCCCCACCCACCACUUCCGAGACAUUGAGCGGAAACCAGAAUACCUCCAGCCAGAGAAGUGCACCCCACCUCCCUACCCUGGUCCUGUGGGAACCAUGUGGUUUAUCCGCGACGGCUGUGGCAUUGCCUGUGCGAUUGUCACCUGGUUUCUGGUCCUCUAUGCGGAGUUCGUGGUCCUCUUCGUCAUGCUGCUUCCAUCCCGAGACUACGUGUACAGCAUCAUCAAUGGAGUCAUCUUCAACGUGCUGGCCUUCUUGGCCCUGGCUUCCCACUGCCGGGCCAUGCUGACGGACCCCGGGGCAGUGCCCAAAGGAAAUGCUACUAAAGAAUUUAUCGAGAGUUUGCAGUUGAAGCCCGGGCAGGUGGUGUACAAGUGUCCCAAAUGCUGCAGCAUCAAACCUGACCGAGCCCACCACUGCAGUGUCUGUAAGCGGUGCAUUCGCAAGAUGGACCACCACUGUCCCUGGGUCAAUAACUGUGUCGGCGAGAACAACCAGAAGUACUUCGUCCUGUUUACAAUGUACAUAGCUCUCAUUUCCUUGCACGCCCUCAUCAUGGUGGGAUUUCACUUCCUGCAUUGCUUUGAAGAUGACUGGACAAAGUGCAGCUCCUUCUCGCCGCCUACCACCGUGAUCCUCCUCAUCCUCCUGUGCUUUGAGGCUCUGCUUUUCCUCAUUUUCACGUCAGUCAUGUUUGGGACCCAGGUGCACUCCAUCUGCACGGAUGAGACGAAUUACAAAAAAGUGGCAAAAAUAGGACAGAGUACCCACAAGCCCUUCUAUCAGCCUCGCCAAAGCCGACAGCAGAGGCAGGGCAUCGAGCGCCUGAAACGGAAGGGUCAGCCCCGGGAGCACAGGCGCAGCUGGAAGGCCGUCAAGGAGACCUUCGGUGGGGACUUCUCCCUGAACUGGUUCAACCCCUUCUCCACGCCGUGCCAGCCCGAGACCCCCAGCGACAAGGACUUGGUGCGGCAGGGGCCGUCCCUGUCGGACAUCGACAUCACUGACACAACCACGACGACGGAGGAGCCCUCGGAGGAGACCAAAGACGAGGACUCCGUGGAGGUGAUAGACGAAUAGAGGUGGCCACGGAGUGCCCGACACUGCCUGGCCCUGGCCUUCAUUCGUGGGCGUGCUGCCUCCCUCCGACUGCGCAUGUACCUUCCCCCCUCCCUGUCCGUGUUGAUGCAGCUGGGGGGGUGCUGUCCCCAGGCGGGGGGCUGCCUGUCCUCUUGGGGGGAGGCUGGCGUCUGGGCUCCUUGCUUUAGAGAGCUCAGGCCAUGAUGUCACCAUAGCUUUAGGGGCCUGGUGGUGGGAGAGGCCAACAGAAAUCCCAGCUCAUCCCGAGAAUGGGCUUAGCGGAAAAAGGCCCAGCUGUUGAGGCAGGAUCCCUGGGUACACGCGGACCCAAGCCUGUGUGUGUGACCAUCCCUUAGAUGCUAGAAUCCGCCCCGAACAGACAAGCUUGGAGCGAGCCUGCCUGACAACCAGGGCUGGGCCAGGGACCAAGUACUUGCGCCCUGGCCUGCUGCCUCCCAGCAGGCAGCUCAGCCUCUAACAGAAACCUCUCCCCCUCGUCUUUCUGCCACGGCGGAUGAGAGCCGUGACGCGCAGCUUCGUCACACAGGGAGACCUUGUCACCCUGAGUGAGGCCUGAGGCACACCUCAAAGUCUGAACUGGGGUUCUGGUGCUGUGACCGCAGUCCCGUGGUCACUGCAGCAGUACAGAGGCCACAAAAUGCAGUCCCUGUGCCCCUCGCGGGGCCACUGCCCUAGCUGGCACCGACCCACAGCGAGGGCCGAGUCCCACCCUGAGGGGCCUGAGGUCAGCAUUGGGAGGUCGGCCCGAGGGCACCAAGAAAGGGAAGCCACCGAGUGUACCUCGUGGAUGGCACCCUGGGGUGCUCCAUGAAGGGAGUGAUCCGUUGGAGACUCCAAGUCUAAUGCAGACCCGGCUGCUGGCUGCCGUCAGCUUCAGUCCUCAGGAGUCCGCCCCCUGCCGUGGAACAGAGCCGGGCUCCGGCCGGGGGGGCCAGCAGUUGUCCCUCUGGAGGCUUGUGGACCAAAGAGAUCCCAGGCCAAGGAGGAGGACAGCCGGGCAGCGGCAGGGAGGCCUGGAGCAAGGACACGCCUUUUCUGCCAGAGUCUGGCCCCACCCUCCCCUCCGUGCUGACCCCGGCCACUUGGAGCCUGCUUGGGAGCUGCUCGCCAGAGCCACCCCUGGCUUAGGCAACGCAGUAGCCUUUUCUCCAGGGUGUGCUUGUGCUUAGCCCCAAACACAGAGCAGUGCAGCUCAUGUCACAAUGUGCCCGGGUCUUACAGGGAGGACGGAGGUGCCAACCUGGCCUCUUUCUUUGAAUAAAAGGCUCUGUUCCGUGACUAUGGCUGUACUUUACACCCAAGUCACCUUCUACUUACAUGUGAGCUUUGCCGCCGGCUGCAUGCAGUGGGAGGUGGGGCCUUUGAGAGGGGGCCAUUGUGCUGAGGAAAGAACACGACCCCUCCCUGGCGCGCUCAGAGGAUGCGACGUGAAGACUGCACAGUUGGCCGGUAUAGAGAAGAGCACUUCGGGACUGCGCUGGCCUCGGGACAUCGCCGUUCAGUUGAAAGCAGGUGUGUCCCUGGGCAAUGCUGAAGAGGGCAGGACGGGCAGAAGGGCCUGCCCCAGCUCUAACCAUGCCUACUGUCCAGAAGGUGAUGUAGGCAGUGGAGUCCUCCCCCACCCCCAUCCCCACGCACACCCAGGUCAGCCGGAGGUGUCCAAGGACAGGCCCCUGCGCGAGCUGGGCAGGCUGCGGCAGUCCUCAGCGCGAGUCUCUCUCCCAGUUUGUCAGCGCGUGUGCCUUCAGCUCCUUUCCUCACUGAGUGGGAGCUGGAUGUGCUGCGUCCUGGGGAGUUCAAAGCCACACGGUCCCACAGUCACCCCAGGGUACCCGGGGGAGACUGCCCUGUGGCCGCAGGAUGCCUGAGCCCAGACCCUCCUGGGAGUCCCGGCCCGGCUGACAGCUGGUGUUGGGUCAUCCAUGUUAGCGACUGCUUUCUGGUGAAACCACACUGCAGGGCUGGCCCAGCCCCUCCCUGCCCACAGUGGGCAGCUUGUUGGAAACAUGGGAGAUGAGGCUCCACCCCCGGGAACUGGCAUGGAAGGUAAGGGUGCAGAAAGGAAUUAAAAGUGCACUGGCCAUUUCCACAGGACACUGCGAGCCCUGGGAGCCCGCCCUGAGCACAGCGUUAGUUCUGGACGGGACAGCCGAGUCAGAGCAAGCAUCUGCCUGCAGACCAGCCAACAGGUAGAAACCCCAGGAAGGAAAAAUACAAAUCCAGAGUUGUACUAUGGCUUGGAACUUAGCCAACUAGGGAUGUGUGAGGCCGGUGUGUAGAAGGGCACAAAGAUGGCCCGAGCCACUGGGAAAUGGCCCUCAUGCCUCCCCGGGACCCCAUUUUCCCACAGACGAAUUCAGUGCAGUGCCAACCUAAAUUCCAACUUUAUAAGAUUAUUUAAAAGGCACAGUUACCCUCCAUCUCCUGGUUCACUCCUCAAAUGGCCACAAGCUCAGGCUGGGUCAGGCUGAAGCCAGGAGCUUCUUCCAGGUCUCCCACAUGGGUGCAGGGGCCCAAGCACUUGGGCCAUCUUCCGCCGCUUUCCCAGGCCACAGCAGAGCGCUGGUUCUAAAGGGGAGCCCGUCAGGGAUGCUGGCGCUGCAGGCGCCACCCUAACAGUUUUUAAAUGACAGGACAAUAGACUUGUACAAGGUGUAUGCGCGCUGGGUUAAAUCACACAGUACCACUUCAAGG